AUAACUAAGAACGUCUCUUACUUAAGAGACAAAACUAAUGUUAAGAGACGUCCACGUGGCGCCUUUUUUCUUUCUUUCUUUUUCUUUCUCUCUCAAAUCGCGAAAACAAAGACAAUUUCGGAAACUCAUGCGAGCACCGAUCGGUAUUUCAAGCGGCACCGAAAACUACUCCGAUUACGCUGACUCCGACGAAGAUGAUGCCGACGCCGAUUACGAGUUCGUUGAAGACGCCGCUGAUGAUUCCGAUGACCUUAUCUUCUGCCGCCGCCAGGCUAUUCGAUGUAAAGCCUUCACGCACAUGGAGGGUGAGAUAGAAUUUGUACAGAUAGAUCCAAAUGACUUGUAUCCCUGUCUUCUUAUGAACGUUGGAUCUGGUGUUAGCAUUAUCAAGGUUGAUGGUGAAAGGAAAGUUUGAACGUGUGAAUGGGGACUAAUGUUGGCAGUGGUACCUAUUGGGGAUUAGGAAGACUUCUAACGAAGUGCAAGAGGUUACAACAAUAGAUUUAACUCAUUGUUGAGUAUGAUUUCCGGGAAACAUCCAAGGAUUCGGGUACCGUUCAAGUUUGAUUAGGUACGUUGAAUUUGUAAUCAAGUUUUGUUCUUUUUUUCUCAGAUGUGUUCUCUUAUGUAUGGUAAGAACUAAGGCUAUUUCCCGCAAAGAAUACAAACGAAUGUAUUAUUUUUGAAUCAAUGUGUUGGUAUACAUGGGGAAAAAUGUAGCUAUUCGAGUCGAUACACUUAAACAAAAAUUCUUUCUUUAUACACUCAAAUGUAACCAAAA
Arabidopsis lyrata subsp. lyrata is the source of this 781-nucleotide messenger RNA. Its product is annotated as probable E3 ubiquitin-protein ligase ARI8. Gene Ontology annotation, biological process: coenzyme A biosynthetic process. The transcript is spliced from 4 exons. Gene Ontology annotation, molecular function: ATP binding; pantothenate kinase activity. Bases 38 to 415 code for a protein of 125 amino acids. The record is from RefSeq and is a predicted model, not a curated record. NCBI's taxonomy places the organism in Eukaryota, Viridiplantae, Streptophyta, Magnoliopsida, Brassicales, Brassicaceae.